AAGACAGGAGGCGGAUUUGGAGUUCAGAGCGGGGGGGUUGGUCUACGGACAAGAGCGUUUGCUAGUGACGGAUUGUGUGUGUAACGGAGGAGAAAGAUUUUCUACCAGAGGACGUUGCUUCGGAACUAUAACAUUUCUAGCCGGCCCGGACUUCCACCAGGUUCUGAUGCUGCUCCGGAGCACGGGAGACCCGCCGGACAUGAGGUUCUCCUGGAAGGAUAAGAUGAGCUGUGUGCAGGACUGGGGGGAGGAGCUAGAGGAGGAGGCUGUGUACCACGUGACCCUCAAGAGAGUCCAGAUCCAGCAGGCAGCCAAUAAGGGAGCCCGCUGGUUAGGGGUGGAGGGGGACCGUCUGCCCCCGGGUCACACCGUGAGCCAGCUGGAGACUUGUAAGAUCCGCAGCAUCAGGGCGGGGUCGCUGGAGAGGCUGGUGGAGAACCUGCUCACAGCCUUCGGGGACAACGACCUGACCUACACCAGCAUCUUCCUGUCCACCUACCGCGCCUUCGCCUCCACCUCCACCGUAUUGCACCUGCUGCUGGACAGGUAUGGCAGUGUGGAGAGGUAGAUGGACAGACAGAGAUAUCCAAACCCGCUGAAACUAAAGCAGUCAGACAGUAAGAU
Osmerus eperlanus (European smelt) is the source of this 624-nucleotide messenger RNA. RefSeq names its product ral guanine nucleotide dissociation stimulator-like 1. NCBI's taxonomy places the organism in Eukaryota, Metazoa, Chordata, Actinopteri, Osmeriformes, Osmeridae. The transcript has 4 exons. The record is from RefSeq and is a predicted model, not a curated record. The coding region runs from base 167 to 568 and encodes 133 amino acids.